CUUUUAAAUAUAUAGGAGAGGAAGAUUUCUAUAUUAUUAUAGUCUGCAAAUAGAAGUGACCUCAAUGAACUUAAAAGCUUUGGAGAAGCUCAAGGACCUUUACCGUGAUAUUGCACAGGUACCUUUACCGCAGAAUGCGCGCUUACGAUGUCAAGGCAAAUAUUUUGAAAUUUCUUCAGUUUGGACGAAUCGCUCAGUAGAGUUGAAGAAAACGGUGAAAAUGCAGCGUUCAAGUUUGAUCGUACCAAAAGCUGGUGAACCGAAUAUGUACGAGCUCAUUUCGACAAUAUCACUACCUCUCACUGGCAUAGAGGAAGAACUAAUAGCUUUUUCCCACAGCGAUUCAAGAUGCGCCACGCUUAUCACUUUACCUGAUGGUAAGGAAAAAAAGCAAUACAUUAAGGUAUUUGAUCAAAGGGAGCAUAUUGAAAUUUGCUGUACUGAUUUAACAUCACCAAAAAAACAUGGUCUGAUUUACAUUGAUGAAGAAUUCGGUGGUUUGAAAUGGUCCAAUGGCGAGGGUCAUUUGUUAUAUGCGGCCGAAAAAUUUGUUAAAAAAAAGGAAUACUACGAUACCGAAUUGGACUGGGCUAACGAAGAGAACUUCCUCAAUUUUAAUGUUGGCGAUAAGUAUGAGCUUAUUGAAAACUGGGGCGAACAACGAUAUGAAAUUCGGCAACCAGUGCUAUCUGUAUUUGACGUUAUGAGUGGCAAUAUCACCGUACUGGAUCAGAUGCCUGACUCUAUCACUCCUACUUUUUGUGUUUGGGGUCCAAACGAUGAAGGAAUUGUGUUUUUUGGGAUUCAGAAUGCUCCAGUCAAAUUGGGAAAGAUAUACUGCAAUAACAGAGGAGGGACGUUAUUCUAUUACGAGUUCGCUUCAGCAAAACUAACUCCAUUAAGUGAUAAAAAUGUCUCAGUUGAAGGAUUAUCAUUUUCUCCAGAUAAAUCUAAACUGAUUUAUUUUCAACGCCAACCUGGAGGACCUCAUUUUGCGUCAGUUACCUGUCAGUUGGUGAACUGGAAUAAAACCGAACAACAACUACUGGUCCCAAUUGUCACUACAGUCAGCGAUCGUGAACAGUUCCCUGGACUUUAUGCUGUGCAGUUAGCGGGGAGACCGUGGUCCAGUGACAAUAAACGAAUAUUUGUUUCAACCAUGUGGGGUUCUAAAAGAGAAAUUGUAACCAUAAAUACGGAAACAGGAAAAUUGGACAAAAUUACGAAUAACGAUACUUUCCAUGGAAGUUGGACAAUACUUGAUGUAAAUGAAGAUUGUUUGGUAGUGGUUUGUAGUGCGCCAAACCGUCCUCCAACUAUCCUUGUUGGUCAUGUUCCAAAAGUUGAUUCGAGAGAAAUGAUUAUAUGGACUAGUCUUGAUAAUAGUUCAACUUUUGAAAUUCACUUAAAAUUGCUCGAUUUUACAUGGCAACUAGUGGAUUUCGAUAGAGGAGUUCGAGGUUCAUAUGAAGGCCUACUGUAUAUUCCAAGUGAAACCGAUGUUGUUCCACUAGUUGUAAUGCCUCAUGGUGGACCGCAUAGCGCCACAAUUGCUUGUUGGCCGAGUCGUGAGAUCCUUUUGUUGUUGAAUUCCGGUUAUGCACUGCUUUUUGUUAAUUAUCAUGGGUCACUUGGAUUUGGUAAUGAUUUUGUGAAUUCACUGCCUGGUAACUGCGGUGAUCUGGACGUUAAGGAUGUUCAUUUUGCUGUUCAAACAGUGUUAAACAUGGAAUCAAGAUUAGAUCGUUCAAGAGUUGCAGUGUGUGGCGGUUCACAUGGUGGUUUUAUUGUCAGCCAUCUGAUUGGGCAAUUUCCCGACUGCUACAAAGUGUGCAUUGCUCGAAAUCCUGUUUUAAAUAUUACAGCCAUGUACGAUUUGUCUGACAUCCCUGAUUGGUCAGUAGUAGAGGCUCUUGGUCGAAAUGCAGAUGAUUGGCAGAAGAUGUUGACGGCAGAAGACCGUGAAAGAAUGUACCAGAGUUCGCCGAUUGCUCACGUUGAAAAGGUUGUCACACCAUACUUACUUUUGAAUGGUGAAAAAGAUUUACGUGUUGUGAACCAUUAUCGCGCUUUCAUGCGUAACCUGAAUGCACGCCAAGUUCCUAAUAAAAUUCUGUCCUAUCCGCAAGCGUACCAUUCCUUGGAAGAAGUUGACGUGGAGGCAGAUUGCGCAAUCAAUACCGUUCGUUGGCUCAAUAAGUAUCUCAAUCAGUGAUUUCGUUUCCUCCAAUUAUCUUUUUUGCUGAGCUUCCCAGUUGUUUAGUUAGUCAGUAAUCUGGCUGAAAAUAACUGGAUGGUAUUUUGAAUGUGAUUUUAACAUUACUUUUAGGCCAUCGAAAUUUCUUUAAUAUCAUGAGUUCCUCAAACGGUACUCCAUAAUGUUGAUAGCAGCUAUCCCUUCAUUUUGUAGAAAUGAACUUAACCAGUUACGGUUGUUUAACUGAAGCUUGGAUUACCUAAAAACCGCAAAAUAAUGAAACAGCUGCUAUUAACAUUGUGGAGUAUCGUUUAGGAAGUUCGCGAUGGCAUUACAAGGACUUUCGAGUUUCUUGAAAAGUCAAAGUUUAAGGUUCUUUGCAAACCCUGAAAUAAUAGAAGUGUUACGGAUAACUGGAGAUGUGAAAGUUCUGCAUUUAUUUUCCUUACAUGUUAUUUGAUGCUUACUAUAAGUUUUUUGUGGUUUGUUUCAUAUUUUGUAAUUUAUUAAGAUAGCAGGGCAUUCAAAUAAUGUCUCUAUCUCUUCAUGGAAGCUUCUGAGUGGUAACGCUGAUAGAAUGCAAGUAGAUGCUCUUCCACAAUUGUUUUCUAUAUCUUUUUUCGUUAUUUUCCAAAAUGCUACAUUUUUCUACAUUUAUGAUGUUUUUCUAAAUAUGCUGAGUAAAUAAAGCACAAACUAUAAGGGA
This is a messenger RNA of Loa loa (African eye worm), 2903 nucleotides long. Its product is annotated as prolyl oligopeptidase, variant. Gene Ontology annotation, biological process: proteolysis. Bases 65 to 2215 code for a protein of 716 amino acids. Gene Ontology annotation, molecular function: serine-type endopeptidase activity. The record is from RefSeq and is a predicted model, not a curated record. The transcript has 22 exons. NCBI's taxonomy places the organism in Eukaryota, Metazoa, Nematoda, Chromadorea, Rhabditida, Onchocercidae.